GCUCAGAGAUGUUUAUAAAGUCGGCCAUGAAAGGUUAAACGAGAUAAUCAGAUGAAAUCAGAAACAUGUAAUUUACGUUAACAACCGUUGACCUGGCAGUGAAAUUGAGAAGGGCGAGUGUUAUUAUGAUCUGUCCAUGGCAACGACGGUAAAGACAAGACUCUCGUUCUACUUUGUCUGGUAUGUAUUGCAGACAAUAACAUGCAUCAUUGAUUCCUUAUUUAACCAUACAACCACAACGAACUGCAUUACAGAGUACAUAUCUUCCGAAGUCCAGGGUUCGAGUCGGGGGAAUGGGCAAAAUUUUGAGAAAAAUAAGCCUGAAACUGUUGACGCGGGAAGAGAUGGCGUAAGCGCGUGGAGAGACUGCGACUCUUUCGCCAUGGAAUUUGUCAAUUCAGACUUGAGGAGAUUGAAUUGUAUGUGGCCGGCUAAGGUUGGAUUGUGAAUUUAUAUGAAGAGGAGGCAGGGGAUCAGGAAUGGAUGCUUGUUCUGCAGCUGGUUUUAACAAAUAUUUGAUUAAUUUGGGAAGUAGAAAAUAAGUACAGAGUCGAGGCUGAGGGAUCGAAUGUAGAGAAGUAGAUACUUGAUACGGAGUGCAGUGGCUUUUGUUUCUGAUGGACACGUACGAAGGAGAUGUGGGGUUCGAUCCGCAAAAGUUGCUGAAAACAGCACUGGAUUCGAUUCCGCAGGUGGUUGCAGAGACUUUGUCGACCAAGGUAUUUUCGACCAAAUGGCAGGCGAUCAGAACAAAGCUGGAGGAGCUCGGGACUACGUUGGCUACUGUAGCGGAUUGUCCUCACUGGGCGGAGAAUUCGUUGAUGAAGGAGCUUCUUCCUCGGGUGGUGUCGAGCCUGGAUGAAAUCAGAGACCUGGCUAGAAGCUGCACGGCUCUUAACUUCAGCGGGAAGCUCCUUAUGCAGAGCGAUUUGGAUGUGGUGGUGAGCAAGCUGAAUUUGCACCUCAGGGAUUCGGAUCUUCUGUUAAAGAGUGGUGUUCUGGGGGCAGAAUUUGAUGGUGCAGGGGACGGGGAGGAAGUUCUUCUUGUCAAGGAUGUGUUUGCCAGGCUGCAGAUAGGAAAUACAGAGCAGAAAGACAAGGCGCUGAGUGCUUUGAUAAAGCUUCUUGAACAGGACGGGCAGAGCGUUAUGAGCGCCGCCAAGGAAAAGGAUAUUGGUUACCUGGUGCAUUUGUUGGAUUCGAAUGUGGCGGUUCUAAGAGAGCAGUCUACGGUUGCGGUUUCGAUUCUGGCCCGCUCUGAUAGUUGUAAGGCUUGUUCUCUUUUGGGCGAAGGGUCUGUCGUGGCGCCCCUGGUUAGGGUUUUAGAGAGCGGCAGUAGUCUGGCAAAGGAGAAGGCCGCAGAGGCUCUACAUGCGUUGACUGUGGAUAAUUCUGAGAAUUCAUGGGCGGUUUGUGCAAAUGGAGGGGUUUCAGACCUUGUCAAUGUGUGCCACUCUGCAGACACGGAGUUGCGGGCGACUGGGGUUAGAAUCCUGUCGAAUUUGUGGGCGGUGGAGGAAAUUAGGAUUGAAAUUAUAGGGGAGGGAGCAAUUCCUGUUUUGGUCAGUUUGCUGAAUUCAGGGGCGCCUCCUGUGCAAGAAUCCGCGGCGAGAUGCAUAGAUUUGAUGGCUUCUGAUGAUGAAAAAGUGAGGCAGAUAAUUGAGAGUAAAGGGGGAUUUGAAUCCCUGUUCCGGUUAUUGGAACGAGCAGAGAGUCUUCAGGCCAGAGAGAUUGCAUUGAGGGCAAUUCACAACCUCUCUACAUCACCCUCGGCUGAAAGAAUUGUAAUGGAUUCUCCUAAAUUUCUCAAGCUACUGGUACAGACUCUUGAUAGUGGAUACUCUGCACUUCAGAAUUUGGCAGCCGCGGUCAUCUGCAAUUUAUCUGGGUCAAACGAAACAAACAGGGUGUUGGGGAAAGCAGGGUGCAUUCCCCUGCUUGCAAGGAUGCUUGAUGGCAAAGCUGGUUCUUCUCAGGAAAUCGCUGCGCGGGCACUUUCCAGUCUUUUUCUCCUCAGAAGCAAUAGAAAAGAAUUCAUUAAAGAUGAGGUUGGUGUCUCUUGUCUGGUAGGGUUGCUCAAUCCUGAAAAUGAGACCGUGGCCAAGAAAUUUCCUCUUUUGGCAGUAGAGGCCCUCUCCAACAGCGACAGCGGCAAGAUAAAAAUUGUCCAUGCAGGAGGUUGCCAGCAUCUUGAGAAAUUGGCGGAGAUGGAAGUGGUUGGAGCAAAGAAGAUUCUAAACAAGAUAGCAGGGAACAGCAAAUUACUCAAAAUAUUUAGUGGGAAAUGGUUAAAUUGAAUUGCAGAUCGGCAUUGUACGAGAUUCGAAAGAGGAUAUCAAGAAUUUCUCUUUACCUAGAUCAGUGUAAUUUGUGGGAGAUUGGACAGAGGAAAUUGAUAAAUUAAGUAAUUAUGUGGCUGGGCAAUUCAUAGAGACAACACAUCCAGUGUUUGUGAUAUACACAAUAUUUUUUAUGCAAAUUAGCAUCACUUUUCAUUUGGUAAACAGCUAGCAAUCGCUCAAAGGCUCAAAAACCUGUAAAUAGUUGGCAAAGAUUACCUUGUUUCAAAACAGAUGUUUUGGGUAUGUUGACAAAUCAGUGGAAACUGUUGAGGAGUGUCUUAAUGGAGCACAGCUAUAAGAAACGUGCUUCCCACUAAUUGCCUUGCACUCAGUUAUCACAACUGCUCAACAGUUAUAACCUGGCUUUAUUGUUAUGGAAGCAAUCCAUUCCACAACCAAGUUGUCCAAGGGCUACUGGCAACAACUGUGAUUUGUUAGACAGAAUAAUGCAACGGUACUAGUACAAAGUGGGGUGAGUUAUGAGGAAUCAAAUUCUAGAAAUAAUGGCAACCGUAUAAAGAAAUACUUGCUUCAGUGAUUGGUUACAUGCUACAGCUAUUUUCUUGUAUGUAAAGCAUGCGUCCUAAAUAAUGAAAGUAAAAAUAAUUGAUUCAUUUGGUCA
Molecule: messenger RNA, 2964 nt
Organism: Cryptomeria japonica (Japanese cedar)
Lineage: Eukaryota; Viridiplantae; Streptophyta; Pinopsida; Cupressales; Cupressaceae
Product: vacuolar protein 8
Exons: 2
Coding region: 618-2297 (559 amino acids)
Molecular function (GO): protein binding
Source: RefSeq, a predicted model, not a curated record